AUGGAUGUCGGGGCGCCUCAAAAUGUGGCGGGAAAUCAUUUCGAGGAUGUGAAAAGGGUACGCGCCAUGGUGGUGGAUGAUGACCCAAUCGUUCGUAAGCUUCAUUGUAUGUAUCUAAACAAGCACGGCCUCGAGAAUGAGGUGGCAAAAAAUGGCCAAGAAGCCCUCGACCUUUUCGACUCGGGAAAGAGUUUCGAUCUCGUGCUCAUGGAUUUGGAGAUGCCCGAGCUUCGAGCAAUGGGAGUAAAGGCCAUGAUAGUGGGUGUGACCGCUUGUGCCGUGGAGGAGGAGAGGGCGGCUUUCAUGGCGGCCGGUUUGGAUGGUUGCAUUGACAAGCCGUUGGCCGGCCGAGCAUUUAUCGUAAUUUUGGAUGAGCUUGCCCUUAGGGUACUUUGA
Molecule: messenger RNA, 396 nt
Organism: Striga asiatica
Lineage: Eukaryota; Viridiplantae; Streptophyta; Magnoliopsida; Lamiales; Orobanchaceae
Source: the annotation of a GenBank genome assembly